AUGAAAGAGGCAGCCCAUGCUGAAGAGCUGAAAACUCUUGUGGAGUUCAAAAACACAAGAAAUGAUUGGUUUGUCAAAGAAACGAGGAGGAGACGCAGAAAGGUUACUCCUAAAGUACAAGAGGGCGAGGGAUCUUCAUCACAACAGAAGAAGAAACAAAAGAAAGCCGCGAAAACAUUAUUGAUUGAUGAACUUGAAGAAGAUGAGCCAGUUGUAACUGCGGAAGAAAAUCCGUAUAAUGUUGAUGAAAAUUUGAUGUUUAAUGUUGAUGUAUUAGAAACAGAGCAAGCUGUUAAUGUAGAAGCUCAGAAAGAGAAGGUUAUUGACGAUAUUGAAGGUGAUGAUGUUGAUAAAGAUACUACAAGUUCCUCUAGUUCUUCAGAAGAUGAAGUAGAUGAAGUUGAACGUUUAAGAAGAAUUCGAGAAGCAAUAGAGAAAGAGAAAUUGUUGAGAAAGAGGAAGAGGCAAGAGAAAGAAGAUGCUCCAUACGUGCCAUCCCCACAACAUGUUUCUGAUUCACAAUCUCCUUCAAGCGGCAGAAAGAAAGCUGGGGCAAGAAAGAAAGUUGUAUCUCCAAAGAUCCGAAAAGUUACACCAAAGAUUUCAAAGCCAAAGAUCGUUUUAAAGAAGAAACCUUCCAAAGAAACCAGUCUUCACUUUCCCCAUGAUAAUCUUGAAGACAUUGGAGAUUUCGGAUUUGCAAACGAUGAACAAGUGAAGAAGUUGGAGAAGAAGAUGGAUGAAGUGUUGGAUGAAAACAAAAAGUUAGCUGCUGAGAACAAGAAAGUUUCUGAUCGUGAGAAAAUUCUUGAGAUGCGUGUGAAGAGACUGGAGACUGAUAACAAAGAAUUGUUGAAAAAGAUUGACACUGAUCAAUCUGAGAUUGAUAUUUUGAAAGUACGAGUUGCUGAACUUGAAGAAGAAAAAGCUCGAAGAGAUGAACAGAAUAAAUACUUCGAGUUGAAAAAUAAAGAGCUUGAAGCUACUAAGGCUUUGAGGGAGCAUGAGUUCUACAUGUUAAACAAAGUCGUUGAAAGUAUGCUCGGAACAUCAGUUGAAAAAAAGUUUGAAGAGAUACAAGUUGAAGAACUCAGGGCACAACGCCAAGCCGAGAUUGAUGAACAGAUGAAAGAUAAAGGUAAAGGCGUUGAAGGUAGUUCAGCAGUGACAGAGAGAUCAAUUGUUCCUUCCAUGGUUGUUGAGAAUCUAGAACCUAUAACUGCUAUAUCUGGUCUGUUUGAGGAAGAAACACAUCUUGAAGAGUUAAUUGCAAGUGGUCAUGGUUCUGAUAACGACGAUGACGAUGCUCAAGGUGGUAUGGGUAUAAAAGUGACUGAAGCUUCCACUGAAAGAACUGUUGAUGAUUUGAUGAAUGAUUCUGUGAAUGAAGAAUCAGGGGGAGCUGAAGGAAAGGGGGAGUCAGGUGAUACUCAAAAUGUUCAACAUGCCGAGAAGUUAAUUUUGAGAUUGGAUACUUAUCGGGAAGAAGGUGAACAUUUUCAUACGUACACGUUGGAAACGAUUAAAGAAAUAACUCGUAUGGUGAAUCCUAAUUUCAAGUUUGAUUUUGAGGAAGAAUUGAAUGCCUUCGACAUCAACCAACAGCCUGAAUAUGAGUAUAAGUAUGUUGAGGAGGCUGACAUGUACGACAGAGUUGAAGUUGAGGAUUGGACGGAUGAUGAAAGUGUUAGUGAAGAUACUUCUCAGUUUCCUACGCUGAUGGAGUUCUUUACAGAAGAGAAUAGAGAUGAGUUGAUAAGAAAGAUCGCUGAGAUCUUAAAAGAUAAAAACUUUGAUGGCACUCCCAAAGAAAUGGAAAAGGAAGAACGGAAAAAUGGUUCAAAGACGAUCACGAGAGGAAGUUCAAAAGACCGUUGA
This is a messenger RNA of Helianthus annuus (common sunflower), 1878 nucleotides long. RefSeq names its product trichohyalin-like. Lineage: Eukaryota; Viridiplantae; Streptophyta; Magnoliopsida; Asterales; Asteraceae. Bases 1 to 1878 code for a protein of 625 amino acids. The record is from RefSeq and is a predicted model, not a curated record. The transcript has 3 exons.